AAACUGGAUCUUUUUCUGGCAAUACAAGGCCAGACCGAGACUUCCAAUGGUUAUAAUGGAGGUUGGAACUUUCUUCCUCCUAAUAUGCACUUUUGCUGUCUUCCCAACUGUCCGACUUCAAGAGCCUCCAACUCCCAACAUCACAACUCCCAACAUCACAGCCCCCAACAUCACGGCCCCCAACAUCACAGCCCCCAACAUCAAAGACUUGGUCUUUAACAACUUUGACUUUGCCAUAAAUCUGUACCGUAAGAUCUCCAGUCACCACGACAACAAUAUUUUCUUCUCACCACUGUGUGUGUCCACAGCAUUUGCAACGCUCUCUUUGGCAGCCAAGGGUUCCACUCUGAGCCAAAUCCUAACAGGACUUAAUCUGGCCGCUCUGGAACGUAAGGGACAAUCUGAACUCAUUCCACAGUUGUUCCAUAAUCUCCAAGGGAACAUCACACAGCAUGAGGCUAUGAAAUUACAUCAGGGGACAGCACUUUUUGUGCAACUGAAUUAUGAAGUGGAGAAGGCCUUCAGUGAUCAGAUCAAGAAAUUUUUCAAUGCUGAUGUUUUUAAUGUGGAUUUUGGAAAGCCAGCAGUCAGCAUGGCAAACAUUAAUGAGUAUGUGAAACAGAGAACUGGAGACAAAGUCAAACAGAUGGUGACAAGUAUUGAGCCUCUGACUCAACUGAUGCUUUUAAAUACUAUUUUCUUUCAGGGUGACUGGGAAUUCCCUUUUGACCCAAACAACACAAGAAAUGACCGUUUCUACAUAAACAAGUACAACAUUCUUCAGGUACCGAUGAUGUUUAAAGAGGAUAAAUUCUACAUAACUGAUGAUGAUGAGAUGAAUGUGAGGGUGCUGCGACUUCCCUACCUGGGUGGUGCAGCAAUGCUCAUCGCCUUGCCGGAUGAGAACGUCGAUUACACUGUUAUAGACGACGAGAUCAGUGCUGACAGAUUCCAAAAGUGGAUUAACAAUUUGAAAAAGAGAAAAUUAGAGGUUCACAUCCCUAAAUUUAAGAUGGAGCAGUCAUAUCCUUUGCACAAAAUUUUACCAGAUUUAGGGAUUGAAAAUAUCUUUGAGGAUUCUGCAAACCUUACAGGAUUAAGCAAGGAACCAGGGCUUAAAGUGUCCCAGGUACUUCACAAGGCAGUGAUUGAAGUGGAUGAGAUAGGAACCAGAGCCGCUGCAGCCACAUCGGUGGGCAUAACAGCGUAUUCUCUACCCCAGAUCUUCUGUGUGGAUCGGCCCUUCUUCUUCUUCAUUUAUCACGAAGCCACUAACAGCUUGCUAUUUAUGGGACGGGUGAUUGAUCCUACUGAUAAAUGACACGACUUUGCCUGGAACUCCUCGUUAGUUUUUGAGAAGGAACAGUUAUUGUAGACGCAAGACAAACACUGAAACUUGAUUGGCUGUCAUUGUCAAAACUGCAAACAAAAGUGUCAACGAAGCCUGUAGGCCUACUGGAGUGAUUUCAGUAAUGUCUUUAUGCCCCUUUUUGUAAAGAAUGCUUGUUUUACUCAUAAAUCAAAGCUGUACUGAAAUUCUGAGUUGUAAAUUCCAUUAUGUGCACCUAAUAAAACUGAAUAAUUUUCUGGGAA
This is a messenger RNA of Chanos chanos (milkfish), 1593 nucleotides long. RefSeq names its product serpin peptidase inhibitor, clade A (alpha-1 antiproteinase, antitrypsin), member 10b (gene serpina10b). Gene Ontology annotation, biological process: blood coagulation. Lineage: Eukaryota; Metazoa; Chordata; Actinopteri; Gonorynchiformes; Chanidae. The record is from RefSeq and is a predicted model, not a curated record. The transcript has 5 exons. Gene Ontology annotation, molecular function: serine-type endopeptidase inhibitor activity. Bases 47 to 1321 code for a protein of 424 amino acids.